AUGGCAGAAUCAGAGCCAUUUAUUAAAUUUCCGUCUCGAAGAUCUGUAGUGUUCGGUACUCAUGCAAUGGUGGCAUGUAGUCAACCUCUAGCAUGUCAAGCAGGUUUAGAUAUAUUAAAAAAGGGUGGAAAUGCUGCGGAUGCUGCUGUUGCAGUUGAGCCGUCAUCAACAGGAAUAGGCGGAGAUUGUUUUUGCCUUUUUUAUAAUGCAAAGACCAAGAAAGUCGAAGGUUUGAAUGGAUCAGGAAGAUCACCCGCUAAACUUACUUUAGAAUAUGUUCGUAAUGUUCUUGGUAUUGUUGAAAAUAACAUACCAUCAUUAAAUAUCAAUGCUGCGACUGUUCCCGGAGCUGUUGCAGGAUGGGUUGACACUAUUAAUUGGUUUGGGAGUGGAGAUUUAAAACUUGCUGAAAUCUUACAGCCUGCAAUUGAUUUAGCUGAAAAUGGUUAUCCUGUAUCAGAAAUAAGUGCUCAAAUG
Scutellospora calospora is the source of this 477-nucleotide messenger RNA. Lineage: Eukaryota; Fungi; Glomeromycota; Glomeromycetes; Diversisporales; Gigasporaceae. The record is from the annotation of a GenBank genome assembly.